Penicillium odoratum is the source of this 2025-nucleotide messenger RNA. It is a transcript of the gene lcb2, whose product is annotated as putative serine palmitoyltransferase 2. Gene Ontology annotation, cellular component: serine palmitoyltransferase complex. The coding region runs from base 1 to 2025 and encodes 674 amino acids. The record is from RefSeq and is a predicted model, not a curated record. The transcript has a single exon. Gene Ontology annotation, biological process: ceramide biosynthetic process; sphingosine biosynthetic process. Lineage: Eukaryota; Fungi; Ascomycota; Eurotiomycetes; Eurotiales; Aspergillaceae. Gene Ontology annotation, molecular function: pyridoxal phosphate binding; serine C-palmitoyltransferase activity.
AUGCCUCGUCGGUUCAGCAACACUUCCUCCGUCGACACCCCUUCCAAUUCUCCCUCCUUUUCGCCUUCCACGGGAAAGGGCAUCGCCACCAAGGCGCCAUUAGUCAAAUCUCAUCGCCUAUCCCAAUUCUUUUCGGUCACGCCCAAGUCAAAGGCCGAUCCUCAAUCUCAGUCGACCCCUCAGUCGACCGCUGGGAAUCCUAAUACCUCUACGCCGAUCAAUUCGGCAUCACUGUCCUUACCGACAAUUUCUUUGUCUACCGCUACCGCCGAUAACCCGAACAUGGAAGAAUCGCCGACCACACUCUUCCAGCCGCCAACUCCGGAGGAGGCCCGCCGGCUGGCUAAGCAACAUGCCCAGUUUGGUCCCAUCGGCCAUCCGAGUCACCGCUACUCCAGUCGACACCCUGGUGGUGUUUUUCCGGAGCCGGUCAUGGACGAGCCGCCGUAUUAUUACCUGCUUACGACGUACAUCAGCUACUUAAUCCUAAUUGCUUUCGGUCACGUUCGUGAUUUCUUUGGAAAGCGCUUCCGCGAGGAGAAUUACCGCCACCUCAAGGCCCGCAACGGCUAUGGUGCACUGAACAGCGAUUUUGACAACUUCUACGUGCGCCGCCUCAAACUGCGUAUCAACGACUGCUUCGAGCGUCCCGUCACCGGUGUUCCCGGCCGGACCAUCACCCUGAUCGACCGGGCCACAGACGACUACAACCACCACUUCUAUCUCACUGGCACCACCACGGACACAUUGAACCUGAGCUCUUACAACUAUCUGGGAUUCGCCCAGUCGGAAGGUCCUUGUGCCGACAUUUCGGAAGAAUGCGUCCGCAAAUACGGCAUCACCACGCCUAGUACUCGCGCGGAGGCCGGUACCCAGGAUCUGCACGUCGAAGUGGAAGAACUAAUUGCAAAUUUCGUGGGCAAGGAGGCGUCUAUGGUCUACUCCAUGGGAUUCGGUACCAAUGCUAGCAUUUUCCCCGCUCUUGUGUCCAAGGGCUGUCUUCUCAUCUCUGACGAAUUAAACCACGCUUCUAUCCGAUUUGGUGCUCGUCUUUCUGGCGCUUCAAUUGCCAUGUUCAAGCACAAUGACAUGCGGGAUCUUGAAGUCAAACUCCGCGAAGCUAUCUCUCAAGGUCAACCCCGUACUCACCGUCCCUGGAAGAAGAUCUUGGUUGUUGUCGAGGGUCUCUACUCCAUGGAGGGAUCUAUGUGCAACCUGCCUGGUCUGGUUGAGUUGAAGCACCGAUACAAGUUCCACCUCUUUGUUGACGAGGCUCACUCUAUCGGAGCUAUCGGUCCUCUGGGCAAGGGUGUGUGUGACUUUUUCAGCAUUCCCACUUCAGAGGUGGACAUCUUGAUGGGAACGCUCACCAAAUCAUUCGGUGCUAACGGUGGAUACAUCGCGGCUGACAAGGCGAUGAUUGACAAGCUCCGGGCCACCAGCUCUGGUAUUUUCUACGGAGAGGCUCCUGCACCGGCAGUGCUCACUCAGAUUUCUUCUGCGCUUCGCAUCAUCAAGGGCGAUCUUGUUCCCGGACAGGGCGAGGAGCGAUUACAGCGAUUGGCUUUUAAUUCACGAUACCUCCGCCUGGGCCUUAAGCGUCUUGGCUUUAUAGUAUACGGCCACGAUGAUUCGCCAAUCAUCCCUCUUCUGCUCUUCAACCCCGCCAAGAUGCCCGCAUUUUCCCAUGAGAUGCUCAAACGCAAGAUCUCUGUUGUAGUUGUCGGAUACCCCGCUACCCCUCUGGUUUCAUCACGUGCUCGUUUCUGUGUGUCGGCUGCUCACACCAAGGAUGAUCUGGACCGGGUUCUGACUGCCUGUGAUGAAAUCGGCAAUGUCCUGCAACUGAAGUUCUCUACCGGUAUCGCUGGUGGUGCCCUUCCCCCUCCCGAAGAUAUGACUCCCCCGCCCGAGAUGGAGAAGGAGUGGAAGCGCAAGCGCACUGCUAACAUUUCCCCUCCCCGAUGGCGGGUUGAGGAUGUUGUCCGACGUGGAGUUCAGGAUGUCAAGUCACCCUUGUAUUAG